Striga asiatica is the source of this 2485-nucleotide messenger RNA. The record is from the annotation of a GenBank genome assembly. Lineage: Eukaryota; Viridiplantae; Streptophyta; Magnoliopsida; Lamiales; Orobanchaceae.
UGCUGGUGUUUGCGACGAUAACACCAUCCUUCAAUUUUAUGAUAAACGCACCAUUUUUUGUUUUUUUUGUCAAGAUUUGGACAUUUUCUUACGCUCGGUGGUUUCAAAAUUUUCAUCAAAAUUGUUAUAUUUUGUAUAUUUAUAUGCUCAAUAGAGAGUGAUUUCUACCUGCUCAGAAAAAUAGAAGAUGGAGAGUUGGUGGCGGCUGAGCCACCUGUUUGUGACGGUGUUUCUGUCGAACAUCUCCGAGCAGCUGCUGCAUCCGGCGAUCCCCGACGUCACAAUGGCGGCGGUUUGUCCCGGAAAAGACGAGUGCUCCGCCGCCAUCUACCUCACCGGCUUCCAACAGGCGAUAGAUAUUGAGAACUCCUACUCAUAUCUUUGCCAAUUAAUGAAGAUUGCAGGCAUAGGUUCGGUGAUCAUGAUGCCGGUUAUUGGGAACCUCUCGGAUGCUUAUGGCAGAAAAAUAAUUUUGGCAAUUCCUUUGACUCUUGCCAUAAUUCCAUCGGUUGUUCUAGCGUGGAAGAGGACAACAAACUUCUUCUAUGUGUACUAUGCCAUUAAGACCUUAACAUCCAUGGUUACUCAAGGAGGGAUUUCAUGCCUUGCUCUUGCGUAUUUGGCAGAUAAUGUCACGGAGAGCAAUCGUGCCCCUGCAUUUGGGAUCCUUCAAGGUGUAAUUUCUGCUGCAUUUCUUGGUGGCACAUUCGCUGCCCGCUUACUCUCCACUACUCAGAUAUUUCAGGUGGCAGCAGCUGUAUCUAUUCUUGCCACUGUAUAUAUGGGAGUUUUUCUAAAGGAAAAACCUCGGAAAAUCGAAGCUCUCGAGCAGCCCAUCUUGAGCUUGGUAGAAAUUGAGGAGGAUAGUUGUAUAGCACCAAAAAAGAAAGAACUCAUUGGGAAAAUUCCAUCUCCUUUUGAUAUAUAUCGGUUGCUAAAGAGUAGCGUGACAUUUUCAUUGGCCGCAUGUGUCACUUUCUUCAAUAGCCUUGCAGAGGCUGGCCUUGAAGCUUGUUUAAUGUAUUUUCUGAAGGCUCGAUUUCACUUCAAGAAAGAUCAAUUCGCGGAUGUGCUUCUCAUUGCCUAUAUUGGAGCAACUAUAUCAAAUAUGGUCUUCAUGCCCACGUUGGGUCCCAUAAUCGGAGAGGAGAAAUUGUUAUCAUUGGGACUCUUUGCUGGAUUUCUAAAUAUGUUCUUCGACAGCAUUGCUUGGGCUCCCUGGGUGCCAUAUGCUUCUGCUUCACUAGGUGUUUUCCUCUUCCUGACGAGCCCAAAUCUAAGAAGCAUUGUAUCGAAACAAGUUGGGUCUAGUGAACAGGGACUUGCACAAGGAUGCAUUUUGAGUAUAACAGCAUUUGCAAAUGUAAUCUCUCCAUUAAUUUAUAGUCCUCUUUCAGCUUUAGUUCUGUCUGAGGACUCGCCAUUUCAUUUCCAAGGUUUCAGCAUCCUAUGCGUCGGGCUUGCUUGGCUUGUCGGGUUCUUUCUGAGUUUAAUGAUCCCCUUCUUAUCAAGAAAAAAAUUCAGCAAUGAACUAAACUGGAAGAACUUGAUGCAUCUGUUUGUGAUGGUGUUUUUAUCGUAUUUUGCCACGUGUGUCGUAAAUCCGACGAUUGCUGACGUCACUCUGGCGGCCGUGUGCCCGGGAAAAGAUGAGUGUUCGCUCGCCAUUUAUCUUACCGGUUUCCAGCAAGCGAUUGGAGGCUUAGGUUCUGUGAUUAUGAUGCCAUUGCUGGGUACACUCUCGGAUGCAUAUGGCCGAAAAGUCAUGCUUACGAUCCCUUUGACCCUCGCCAUAAUUCCUCUACUUGUAAUGGCGGUGAAGAGGACAACAGAGUUCUUUUACGUGUACUAUGUUUUGAAGUCUCUAACGGCAAUGGUCACGGAUGGCGGUGUGGCGGCAGUUGCUGCUUUUACUGCGGCUGUUUAUAUGCGGAUUUUUCUCAAGGACACGACUCGGAAAGUCGAUGAACUUGAGCAGCCGAUCUUGAAAAAUGUGACCGAUCGAACGAACCAUGUUGAACACGAGCCUCUGAAGUUAUCAGACUUGGUCAAGAAAGUCCCGUUGCCUAAGGAUAUCAUUCGCUUGCUCAAGAGCAGCUUUACUCUAUCCUUGGCAUCAUUUGUUGCCUUCUUCAAUAGUCUUGCUGAGGCAGGGAUUCAAGCUUUCUUAAUGUAUUACUUGAAGGCACGUUUUCAAUUCGGGAAAGAUCAAUUUGCUGAUAUAUGGCUUAUUACCUACAUUUCAGCUACUGUAUCAAGUAUGGUCUUGAUGCCCACACUCGCUCGGUUUAUAGGAGAAGAGACGAUGCUUUGCAUGGGACUCUUCGUCGGAUUCUUGAAUAUGCUACUCGAUAGCAUAGCAUGGGCGCCUUGGGGGAUUGCUCAAGGAUGUCUCAUGGCCAUAGCCUCGUUUGCUAACUACAAUGAUAAAAAUACAUCCAUACAUGUCGAGAGCAAGGAACGAGCCGUGUUUAUUGGCAUAAAA